This is a messenger RNA of Schistosoma spindalis, 1857 nucleotides long. Lineage: Eukaryota; Metazoa; Platyhelminthes; Trematoda; Strigeidida; Schistosomatidae. The record is from the annotation of a GenBank genome assembly.
UUCCGCGUAAAGUGCGCCGUGUUUGAAGUUAUCGCCUAAUGAUGUCUAUGGUUAUCUUAACACUCCUGGUUUUGUUAAGUGGUUUCUCAUCAUCUUCGAGUAGUAGAAAUAGACCUGGAGAUUUGGAUGAAAUUCUGUAUUUACCAGGCGCUUGGCCACAACCGAAUUUCAAGCAGUUCUCUGGAUAUCUUCAUGGGUCAUCUGAUAAGAUCAACAUUCAUUACUGGCUCGUCGAAGCUGCUUCGUCACCGGCGUCAGCUCCUCUAAUUGUAUGGUUAAACGGUGGACCAGGAUGCUCCUCCUUAGAAGGUUUACUUACUGAAAAUGGUCCUUACUUCCUCCAUAAAGGACCUCGUCUUGUGGAAAAUCCAUACUCCUGGAAUAAAAUUGCUAAUGUUUUAUACCUAGAGGCCCCAGUUGGUGUAGGAUUUUCUUAUUCUACUGCUACAUCUCAAGCAUGGGAUGAUGAUCGAACUGCUUUAGACAAUUAUCAUGCAUUGCUUCAUUUCCUGAAAAAGUUCCCCGAAUAUGAAGGACGUCGUCUAUUUGUUACUGGUGAAAGUUACGCCGGUGUUUACGUGCCAACAUUAAGUCUACUUCUUUUAAAUUCAUCAAGAUUCGACUUCAAGGCCAUUGCUGUUGGAAAUGGAUUGACUAAUUACAGAUUCAAUGAUAAUUCUCUUUUGUAUUUUAUUAAUUAUCAUGGUUUGAUUGGUAAAAAUUCAUGGAAUGAUCUAAAUAAUAAAUGUUGCAAAGAUAAAUGUUCAACCGUUUGUAUGUUCACCGAUAAUGAAUCACCUGAAUGUCAACAGAUUGUUAGUCAACUACAUGAAACUUCUAUGAAAGGAUUAAAUGAGUAUAAUUUAUAUUCUGAAUGUGCUGGUGGUGCUCAAAUGUCAUCUUUCAAUUCUAAUCGUUCAUUAAUGUCCAUUUCUGAAUUGUCUUCCAUUCUGGCAACAUCUAAGCAAUUUAUUCAUCAUGAUUUCGGUAAUCUGUUUCGUGAUAAUAUCUAUCUGAAAUAUCGUCGUUACGCCAAUUCUUUAAUACGUCAUAAUAAGACUACUCGUUUAAUUAUACCAUGUGUAGAUGAUACAGUGAUUCGUAGUUAUUUAAAUUCACCAAUAGUACGUCGAUUUAUUAAUGUAAAACUUGAUUUACCGAUAGAAUGGGAUGUUUGCAGUGAAACAGUUAAUGUCAAUUAUGUUCGAAUUUAUCGUGAUCUUACAGAGCAGUAUAUGAAAUUACUUCAAUCUAAGAUUUUCAUUUUAAUAUACAACGGUGAUAUUGAUAUGGCAUGUAAUUAUAUUGGCGAUGAAUGGUUUGUGGAUAAUUUAAACCUAACGACCAUAUCUCCCCGUUCACCUUGGUUAUAUGUUGAGAAAGAUGGUACAAAACAGAUAGGCGGAUAUUGGAAAUUGCUAUCAACCAAUGUAUCGAGUUUGGUGUAUACCACUGUUCGGGGUGCAGGACAUAUGGUGCCACGAGAUAAACCUGCUGCAACGUUUCAUAUGAUUAAUAGGCUCAUUCACUUCGAACCUUUUUAAUAUGUAGUGGACUGUAACAGGAUAUUUAACCAGCUGUCUAUAUCCCUACUUCUAAUUUUUGUUAUAAAACUACUGUCUAUGAUCCUUACCAUUGUGGUAUUUGUAGUUCUCGAAAUAUUGAAAAUUAUCAUUCUUUGCAUUUUUAUGCCCAAAUCUUAAGAUAUUGUAGCACUUUGAUUUUAUCUGUCUGUUUUAUAUCGUCAAAUUUGAGCUUGGCUACGGGACCGAAUUAUUAAGUUCUGUUUAUCUAUAUUUCCCGAUAUGUGUGAUUCUCACCUUACCAUCAUAACAGUAGGUCUUUGAUAAACGUCGG